Messenger RNA from Symbiodinium sp. CCMP2592, 1368 nucleotides. The record is from the annotation of a GenBank genome assembly. NCBI's taxonomy places the organism in Eukaryota, Dinophyceae, Suessiales, Symbiodiniaceae.
AUGAGCUCCCUGGAGAUUGCAGACUUUUCGAUCGUAGCCGGGGCAGAUGGUUGGCUGGAUGAAGCAGUCAGGAUCUUUCGGCAGACAGGGUUCUGCAUAAUUCUCAAUGCUUUGAGCGAUGAAAGGGCAUCUGAGGUGCUGAAGGGCUGCCAGCAGGCAGAGCGCCAGAUCUUGGAGUUAGAUCCAGAAAGGAUCGGGUGGUGCCACGAUCCUGGCCACUAUAGCUUUUGCGCUGCCAGCCUGUCUGGCCACAUGUUGCAUCACGAAGCAUGGUCUUUGCUGCUGGCAUGCGAAGCCACGUUCAGCGCGCUGCACGCGAUCUUGCCGGACGGCGAUUUCGUCCUUGCAGGGACGGAGAAGUACCAAACCCUGCACGCGGAUGUGGGACCUGGACAAGUGCCGCCAGAGUAUCGUGCUGAUGAUGCUCCUCCCCAGAUCGCCAUAAAUUUCACGCUGCAAGCGAUGACGGAAAAGAACGGACCCAUGAGAGUCGUACCAGGCAAGAAGGUUAUUCACGGACAGCAAGACGUUCCACCGAACUUUCGACAUGAGCCAGACCGGUACAAGCAAUCUAAGCUUUUUCCUUUGCCGGCGGGAGCCGCCAUUCUCCGUGACCUCAGACUGUGGCAUGGGGGCACAUCAAAUGUGAGUGAAGAGACGUGUUUCUUGCCAAGUGUGGAGGUGUUCUCUGCCAAGUAUGCAUCCUUCGUCUUCGAGAAGUCUGAAGAAAAGAGAUGGCAUUGGAAUCGUCCUUCGAAGGACCGUCGAUGUCUCCCCGACUCCCUCUUCCUUCAACUUCCUUCCGUCGUCCGGGAGCGUUGCCAGGAGAUUCGGGCAGAGAACCCGGUCCCCACUGGCUUCCGAGACUUCACCCAGCCUUGGCUGGGAAAAAAGCGAGGCUUCGAGUGGGAAGCUCACAAGGAGGAAUCAGAAUCAACUUCCAGGCCAAGUGCAGCGAAGGAGUGGAGGCGUGGAGGCUUCCAGGGAAAGAGUUGGAGGACCUGGCGAGGGAGAGCUGAUUGGAACAGGUCUUGGAGCGAUACAAGGGCACACUCUGAUAGACAGGACUUAAGGUCGUCUGCUUCGAGCACCUCCGCCAAUCUGGAAGUUGUCGGACGUGGGGAUACAGAGAGUCGGAUUGACUUUGCUACUCUAUGCGCUUCAGUCGCAGACGUGGCUUCCGUGGUCGCGAAGAGCGCGCGGGUCACGCUUGCUCUUGUGCUUCUCUAUCGCGCGGUACAACUCUGGGGAGCCCUUCUGGCAGUCUCCGACCGUAUCGUAGCAGGCGCAGGUCGUACUGCCCUCCGCGUUCUGAAAGCUGCUUUGCCUCGAGUUCUGACCAGAGUGGCCUUCCUGCAGCGUCUGUGA